AUGGACAGGUGUUAUGCACCAGAUUGGCAAUGGUUGAUCUUCCGUGAGGAACUAUCAAUACUUGCAAACACAUACAAUCAGCUUCAGGAGAGGAUACCAAAGGAACAGAAACCAGAUGGAUAUUAUAUCCUUCUUUUUGGAGAUUUGCUAGAAAUUCGUAAGGCUUUACCACAAAACCAAUGGAUAUGUGACGAUGGACAUUUGAUAAGCCUAGGCAAAGCAUUGGAGAGCUAUGAACAUGCUCAGUACCAACUAAAAGAGGAGAAACAGCGCAAGAUCCAAGAAAAAAGGAGGCAGGCUUUGGCAAAGGAAGCUCAAGAGCAGGAAAGGUCACAAGAUAGAGUGAUUGACCUAUCCUUAUUGUUUGAUGCUGGAAAUCAAACCUUUACGCCCCAUUUAAAGCCUUGCCCAGCUGUCGAUGAUGCUCCUCAGCCUAUACAAGAGCAUCAGCAACCUCCAGUUCCACAAGAUAUUUCGAACCUCCCUGAGGGUAGCAGCCCCCUUAAACUUCCAAUGCCAAUGCCUGCUAUUGGUGAUGAUGAUCUGACACCAACUAAGCGACGGCAGCAAGGGCAGAAGUUGGUAAACCAACCAGUGCCUUUAUAG
Messenger RNA from Eremomyces bilateralis CBS 781.70, 606 nucleotides. RefSeq lists its product as uncharacterized. The coding region runs from base 1 to 606 and encodes 201 amino acids. NCBI's taxonomy places the organism in Eukaryota, Fungi, Ascomycota, Dothideomycetes, Eremomycetales, Eremomycetaceae. The record is from RefSeq and is a predicted model, not a curated record. The transcript has 2 exons.